This is a messenger RNA of Sugiyamaella lignohabitans, 459 nucleotides long. It is a transcript of the gene MIC19, whose product is annotated as Mic19p. The transcript has a single exon. NCBI's taxonomy places the organism in Eukaryota, Fungi, Ascomycota, Dipodascomycetes, Dipodascales, Trichomonascaceae. The record is from RefSeq and is a predicted model, not a curated record. Bases 1 to 459 code for a protein of 152 amino acids.
AUGGGCAAUUCAUCAUCCAAGCCAGCAGAACAGGUCAAGGUGUUCCUACCAUCGACCCCUACAGAAUUGUCACCUUCUCUGCUAGGAAAAUUAGAGUCGAGUUUAGAAUCUGACUACACCCGAGCUCAAUACACAGAAAAGCAUAUCCAGGACCGAGUAUCCGAAGAACUGAAGAAGAUCCAAAAGGAAAGCGAGGCCGAAUUCAAGUCACUGGCAUCCAAGGUCAGUGAAAUCUCCGAGGAGAAGCUCGGUGAUAUCGACAGCGCCAAAUUGCAUGCCAAGUUAGACGAGCUGAAAUCAGCCCUCGAAGCCCGACAAAAGCGUGGAAAGUUUGAUAAAGAGAUCACCGCUGCUAGAGACGCUCUGGCCACAUGUUUCAAAGAGAACAAGGGCAAACCCCUGAAGUGCCAAGAGGUAUUUGAGGAAUUCCACAGAAAAGUCGAAGCUCUAUCUAGUUAA